AUGGCUGCUGUACAUGAUGUUGCUGCCUCGAACGCACAAAUUUUAUCUUCUUUACAAUCACCACCACAUGUCGUUGUAGUUGGUGGUACGUCAGGUAUUGGUCGUGGAUUUGCUCUUACCAUCAAUCGACUUUGUCCAGCCGCUCAUGUGACAAUUAUUGGACGUAAUGAGUCUGCUGCCAAUGAAAUAUUAUCUCAAUUAGGUUCCAAUGGAAGUUUCAUUCGUGCCGAUGUUUCAUUGAUGUCUGAAAUUCGAACAAUUACAAAGAAAAUCAAAGCAGUUGACAUCCUUGUUCUGUCUCAAGGCGUAAUAUCAAUGGAUGCUUUUGCACGAACCAAAGAAAAUAUCAAUUAUGCAUUAGCUUUAAAUUACUAUGGUCGAGUUUUAUUCAUCGAAGAACUUCUUCCAUUACUUCGAGCAUCUCCACUUGGUGGUAAAGUUAUAUCUGUCUUGAAUAGUAAAAAAGGUGAUCCAUCAAAAAUCAACUGGAAUAAUAUGGGACUCGAGACUAAAUGUUCUUUUUUGGUAGCUAUUAAUCAUGCUUUCGCAUUCAAUGAUCUUAUCAUUCAAUAUCUUGCUUCACAACCAGAAAAUAGCAAUGUCGGUUUUAUACAUUCAUUUCCAGGUCACGUUAAAACUCCGAUUAUUGAUAACUUACCUUUUUAUAUUCGACUACCUAUAAAAGCGGUGGGAGCAAUCAGACGUCUGGCUGUUAGUCCGGACGAGUGUGCCGAAUUUAUGAUACAUGGUAUAUUAAAGGCAGAGAAAGGCUAUUUAUACAUGGAUGAAAAAGGAGAAACUAUCACAAACAAAACAGUAGCAAAUGAAGAAAUGCUACAAAAACUUUGGGAACACACUCGUGAAUCUAUUUCCUGUACUGCUUCGUAA
Molecule: messenger RNA, 888 nt
Organism: Adineta steineri
Lineage: Eukaryota; Metazoa; Rotifera; Eurotatoria; Adinetida; Adinetidae
Source: the annotation of a GenBank genome assembly